AUGCCAUCACCUCUUCACACACAGCUGGACGGCGUUUGUGCAUUUGUCUUGGACCUCCACGCGCUGAGUGUGAAGUGUUUCCAUCUCUCAGUGUUUCAAUCCGCUAUCUCAGUGGUUCCCUCCCCUAACACACACCCAAUCUCACUCUGUGUGUGCGUGUGUGUGUGUGUGUGCAGAUGUGACUUCCCGCAAGAUGGUGAGGCUGCUGCUGGAGGACAAGUACGAGCCCGGCGCCCACAUCGAUGUCUUCGACAAGGAGAGGCCGUCCAACGAAGCUCCUGCUGGUGGUCGUCGCGUUAGGAUUGGCGAACGGCAGCUGGGCGCCAUAGCUGCCUUGUUUGCCAAAUUGGCCGACGACGGUGCGUCGGCGGAGGAAAUCGCUGCUGCGGAGGAGGAACCUGAUGCUGCUGCUGCUCUGCCUCACCCCCAUGGCCAGUCACCGCCGCAGUGACACAUGGAUAGAUGGAUGGAUGGACCUGAUGUAUUUGUGUAUACAACAGAGGGCUGGCUGGGUGGGUCAUGACGACAAGACAAAUACACAAACGCUUCAGACAGAUAGACAGACAGACAGACACGCAGAGAGAAACAGACGAGACUUUUUGGUUUUCAAUGUAUUGAUAGUGUGAG
Molecule: messenger RNA, 627 nt
Organism: Vitrella brassicaformis
Lineage: Eukaryota; Vitrellaceae
Source: the annotation of a GenBank genome assembly